AUGCCAGCAUUUGCUGUACGCUGUGCAUCCGUGUAUGUAAAUUUUUAUACCGUCUUCCCCAUGAGAGAGGACCAGAGGCUUGAGCUGAUAAAGCUCUUCUUCAGGGAAAAGGGGCUGGUCAGGCAGCAUAUAGAAUCAUACGACUACUUCGUUAAUCACGAAAUAAAGGCACUGGUCAAAGCAAACCAGGUGGUGGACUCAGACAUCGACCAUACAUUCUAUCUUAAGUAUCUGGACAUCCGUGUUGGGAAAUCAAGCAUAGAAGAAAGCAUGGUGAAGUACAACGUAUUUCCGAUUGAAUGCAGGCUGAGAGACAUUACAUAUUCUGCAGAUAUAUAUGUAGAUGUGGAAUAUGUCCGGAACGGACAGAUAGUUGUGAAAAGAGACGUUUGCAUUGGAAAGAUGCCAGUGAUGCUGAGGAGCAGCAAAUGCCACCUUAGCACAGAACACACAGGAGUGAUAGAGAGCAGAGAUACAAAAGCAAAAAAAAUCAGGGAGUCACAGGAGUGCCCUUUGGAUGUUGGUGGAUACUUUGUCAUCAGGGGAAUCGAACGGGUGAUUCUAAUACAAGAGCAACUAUCUAAAAAUAGGAUAAUUAUUGAGUCUGGAGCAAAAGGGCUGUUUGCAUCAGUGACUUCUUCUACCGAUGAGCAUAAGAGCAAAACAUCUGUAACCGUUAAGGACGAUUGCUACUACCUGAAGAGCUCCAUGUUUAAUGAAGAGGUGCCUGUUGUGAUAGUAAUAAAGGCGCUUGGACUUGUACAGGAUAGGGAAAUAGCAGAAUGUGUGGGGAGGGAGUAUUUUGAUAUGAUGGUGCCCAGCUUUGGAGAGUGCAUGGCAAAAGGCGUAUUCACGAAUGAGCAGGCACUGCAUUACAUUGGAAAUUGCAUAAAGCUGAAGCAAGACGAUUGCAAGGUUGAUGAGGUUCGCACCAUCCUUUCAGAAAAGAUCCUGCCGAAUGUCCACAUUGACGGAUGUGAUAUGAGGAAGAAGGGCAUUUAUAUAUCAUUUAUGAUAAGGAGGCUGACACAAACAAGACUAGGCAUUCUGAAAGAGGAUGACAAGGACUUUGUAGGCAACAAAAGAUUUGAGCUUGCGGGCCAGCUACUGUCGAUUCUCUUUGAAGACACAUUUAAGAGAUUCAACUUUGAGCUCAAGAAAUCGAUUGACAAGAUUCUGAGCAAGAGGACGCGGGCACAGGAGUUUGAUGCAUUGACGUUUUUGAGUCUGCAGGCAAACAUGAUCACAUCGACGCUUUCAAGAGCAAUAUCUACGGGCAACUGGAAUCUUAAAAGGUUUAGAAUGGAGAGAAGCGGUGUAACACAUGUUCUAUUGAGGCACUCAUAUAUAUCUGCGCUUGGGAUGAUGACGAAAAUCAACUCACACUUUGAAAAGACACGAAAAGUCAGUGGGCCUCGCUCGUUGCAUACAUCUUCAUGGGGGAUGCUUUGCCCCGUCGAUACACCUGAAGGAGAGUCAUGUGGUCUUGUGAAGAAUCUUGCACUGCUUGCAGAAAUAACCACGGAUUCCGAUGUCAAGCCAAUAAUGGAUCUAAUAUUCAGGCUGGGUGUUGUACAAAUAGAAGCAGUGUACACAAGAGAGAUACACGCAAAUGAUGUAUACAGUGUAUUUAUAAACGGAGAUAUCGUUGGAAUAACCAAUAGAGUUGAUUUUGUUGUUAAUCGGUUCAAGCUCUAUAGACGAAAGGGAUUGAUUGGAAGGUUUGUAUCAAUAUAUAAAGUAGCAUCAGAAAAGAUUGUUCAUAUAGCGUCCGACAAUGGAAGGAUAUGCCGCCCAUUGAUUGUUGUUGACAAAGAAAGAAAGAAUAUGGGCAUUAUUGAAGACUCUAUAGAGAAUGCUUUUCAGAGGAUUGGUGUUGCAGAUGGAAUGAUUGAUGCUGUUCCUGAGGAUGCUAAGAGGAAGAAUAGCGGGUUUUUUGAUUACUACCUCAAGCACAAAUCUUUUUCUGACCUUCUGGAAGAGGGAUUUAUCGAGUAUCUUGAUGCAAACGAGGAGAACGACUGUCUUGUGGCGCUGAAGCCCGAGGACGUUGGAGAUGAGACAACGCAUCUCGAGAUCUCAGAAUUUGCAAUUCUUGGAUAUGUUGCAGGGCUUGUCCCAUUUCCGCAUCAUAAUCAGAGCCCACGAAACACAUAUCAGUGUGCAAUGGGUAAGCAGGCGAUUGGACACAUAGCUUUGAACACGAAGAAGAGAUUUGACUCGGUGAUACUCCAACUGACAUAUACCCACAAGCCGAUGGUUUCCACCAAGAUCCUUGAUCUGAUAAACUACAAUGAGAUGCCUGCUGGGCAGAACGCAAUGGUUGCUGUGAUGAGCUAUUCUGGAUACGAUAUUGAAGAUGCGCUGAUCCUUAACAAGGCAUCGAUAGACCGGGGCAUCUUCCGUGUGGAGGUUUAUAAAACGAACACUGCUUUUUUGAAGAAGCAUGGGAAUGGAAUGCCGGAUAUGCUCAAUCCGAAUCCAAAUGAAAGUGUUUUAGAUAUUGAUGGGCUUGGAAAGCCUGGCAAGAUGGUUAAGGAUGGAAGCGUAUACGUUAAUAAAACGUCGCCAGUUGAUGGGAUAUACAAGUUUACAGGAAAGAUUCACCGAGGAGAGCCUGCAUACAUAGACAAGGUGCUGAUAGCGAAGUCCCAAGACCAGACACUGAUAAAGACAAUGAUGCGGCAGACAAGGCCGCCGGAAAUAGGAGACAAGCUGAGCAGUAGGCAUGGGCAGAAAGGUGUCAUAGGGCUGAUUGUAAAGCAGGAAGAUAUGCCUUUCAAUGACCAAGGAAUUGUUCCCGAUAUAAUAAUGAAUCCGCAUGGGUUUCCGUCUAGAAUGACUGUUGGGAAGAUAAUAGAGCUAAUUUCUGGAAAAGCAGGAGUAUUGGAAGGAAAGAUUGCAGACAGCACGGCUUUUAAGAAAAACCUGGUUGAGGAGACAUGCCAGCUUCUGGUAAGAAACGGAUACAGCUAUUCGGGAAAAGACUGCUUUACAAGUGGUACAACAGGCGCACCUUUGAUGGCGUACAUAUUUUUUGGGCCUGUGUUUUACCAGAGGCUUAAGCACAUGGUUGCAGACAAGAUCCACAUGAGGGCGCGAGGGCCAAGAGCAAUAUUGACAAGGCAGCCUACGGAAGGAAGAAGUAAGGAUGGAGGGCUGAGGCUGGGAGAAAUGGAAAGAGACUGUUUGAUAGGAUAUGGUGCAUCAUCGCUUAUUGUUGAAAGGCUGAUGGUGUCGUCUGAUGCAUUUGAAACAUAUGUAUGCAAGUCGUGCGGAGUGUUGGCAUUUAAAGGAUGCUGUGUUGCGUGCAAAAGCACAACACCUUCUAUUGUGACAAUUCCGUAUGCUUGCAAGCUCUUGUUUCAGGAGCUUAUGUCAAUGAAUAUUCUUCCUCGACUGCAUAUUGAAUGA
Molecule: messenger RNA, 3414 nt
Organism: Ordospora pajunii
Lineage: Eukaryota; Fungi; Microsporidia; Ordosporidae
Product: RNA polymerase Rpb2, domain 6
Exons: 1
Coding region: 1-3414 (1137 amino acids)
Biological process (GO): DNA-templated transcription
Cellular component (GO): RNA polymerase III complex
Molecular function (GO): DNA binding; ribonucleoside binding
Source: RefSeq, a predicted model, not a curated record